Molecule: messenger RNA, 1828 nt
Organism: Rhodamnia argentea
Lineage: Eukaryota; Viridiplantae; Streptophyta; Magnoliopsida; Myrtales; Myrtaceae
Product: oxysterol-binding protein-related protein 3C
Exons: 11
Coding region: 141-1511 (456 amino acids)
Cellular component (GO): membrane; cytosol; intracellular membrane-bounded organelle
Molecular function (GO): sterol binding
Source: RefSeq, a predicted model, not a curated record
AUUCUCUCUCUCUCUCUCUCUCUCUCUCUUCGGUUUCUCUGGAAUAAUCCGCUCGCCGUCUCCGAUCCCUCUCCCAAUUGCUCUCCGACCCGAUCUCGUGAAUUAGUUUAGUCCCCCGAGCUCGUUCGCUCGAUAGCGGAAUGGGGAGUCCGAAGAAGAAUCAGAACAAGGGCUUCUUCGCCGCCAUGAGCUCCGGCUUGUCCAUGUUCGGCAACGCCGUGCACAGAUCUGUCAACGGAUUGCUCGGCUAUGAAGGUUUAGAAGUCAUCAAUCCAGAGGGAGGCAAAGAAGAUGCAGAAGAGGAAGCUCAGAAAGGUAGAUGGAAGCAGGAGGAUCGAGAUGGUUAUUGGAAGAUGAUGCAAAAAUAUAUUGGCUCAGAUGUCACGUCAAUGGUGACUCUUCCUGUCCUUAUUUUUGAACCAAUGACAAUGCUCCAGAAAAUGGCAGAGUUAAUGGAAUAUUCACAUUUACUGGAUCGGGCAGAUGAAUGUGAGGAUCCAUACAUGCGAUUGGUCUAUGCAGCAUCAUGGGCUAUAUCAGUCUAUUAUGCCUAUCAAAGGACAUGGAAGCCUUUCAAUCCCAUUCUUGGGGAGACUUAUGAAUUGGCGAAUCAUGGCGGUAUUACGUUUAUUUCUGAGCAGGUCUGUCAUCAUCCUCCAAUGAGUGCCGGGCAUGCGGAAAAUGAUCAUUUCACUUAUGAUGUGACAUCAAAAUUAAAAACCAAAUUCUUAGGGAACUCUGUUGAUGUUUUUCCUGUAGGAAGAACACGCGUCACUCUUAAACGAGAUGGUGUGGUUUUAGAUUUGGUGCCACCCCCGACAAAGGUUAACAAUCUGAUUUUUGGACGGACUUGGGUUGACUCCCCUGGGGAGAUGGUCAUGACAAAUUUGACUACUGGAGACAAAGUCGUGCUGUACUUCCAACCAUGCGGCUGGUUUGGAGCUGGUCGUUAUGAGGUUGAUGGUUAUGUUUAUAAUGCCGCCGAAGAACCAAAAAUCUUGAUGACGGGGAAGUGGCAUGAGUCGAUGAGUUAUCAACCAUGCGACAUGGAAGGAGAGCCUCUUCCAGGCACAGAAUUAAAAGAGGUUUGGCAUGUUGCCGAAGUUCCAGCAAAUGACAAAUUCCAGUAUACUUAUUUUGCGCACAAACUGAAUAGCUUCCAGACUGCUCCUAGGAAGUUGCUGGCAUCAGAUUCUCGUUUACGUCCUGAUAGAUAUGCCCUUGAAAAGGGUGAUCUCUCCAAAGCUGGCGUUGAAAAGAGCAGAUUGGAGGAGAGGCAAAGAGCUGAAAAGAGAGAACGAGAGUCCAAGAAUCAAAAGUUUAUCCCUAGAUGGUUUGAUCUAACUGAUGAAGUCACACCUACUCCCUGGGGUGAUUUGGAAGUUUACAAUUACAAUGGAAGAUACAUGGAACACCGAGCUGCUGCAGAUAGUUCUGACAGCAGUAACGAGAUUGAUGUCACAUCCAUUGAAUUUAAUCCAUGGCAAUAUCAUGAUGUAUCUACGGAAUAAGAUGCAAGAAUGAGGACCGACUACAAAGCUGCCUGAGGAAGAGAUUGAGAUAUUUGACAGAUUAAUCGAUUUCCUUUUGGACCAAACGUAAACAACUUUGACCAAAGAGUAGUGCCUCGUUGGAUUUAGAUAUUUCCCUGGAGAUGCUGUGAAUAGCCUCGCUGUUUGUUUGCAAUGAGGUUUUUGUGAUUUAUCAUCUUGGAAAUGCAAGUAAGCAGACUAGAUGUUCAGCUUGAUCAUGUCUUGCUCUUGGUGGACCCAGCUACUUGACAUUGAGUGACAAUGCCAAAUCUAUUAUCGUGUGUGGAUUUUAGAUU